ACCAUAUUUCUAAAUGUGUUCAUUUACAAAUAUGUUUGUUUACAAGCAAAUGUGUUUGUAGAUGUAGUUGUUUACACAUAUAUUUUGUUAACAUAUUAUGUAAACGACAUAACAUAAUAUGUUAUGUAAAAACAACGUAUGUAAAAAGAAAUAUAUGUUGGUUCAAUCAUAAUUUCUCAAAGCUAAUAUGAAUUUUUCCUUCCCUGCCAAUCAGGGAGCAUGAAUUAUUCAAGAGUGACUACUAUCAAGUGAAAUUUUCAGCCUUCCGGUAGCUUUUAUGUAAACUCAAGUUCAUUUUAGCAAAUUUUAUGAAAUUACAAUGAGGACUUUGUCAUGCUGUACAUUUCUUCAUGCCAUGUCAGAUGUUUGCUUAAAUGGCUCUCUUUAGUCAAACCUCAGCUUCUUGUCUAAAUGUUUGUGGCUUCCACUACCAUCAACAACUCAACUAUGAUUACGGCCGAGUGGAAAUUAACCUUACAUAAAGAUUGAAAAUGUUCAUGUUCAUGUCAGACUGAUUUAAGUAAAAUUAUAUUCUAUUAAUCAGAAAAUAAUUAAAAAGUUCAUUUGUUUAUUAUUCAUCACAGUGAAACACAUUAUGUAGAUGAAUUAUGACUGAAGCCUUUGUUGUUUAAGAUUAUUUUCCAAUUACAGCUAAUGAGAAGACGUCAUUUGAGAUUAAAAUAUUACAAGACAAUAAAAACACUUUUAACACACAAAUGUGGGCUUGAUGAAAAGUAUGUUUUAUAUCUUGUUCUUCUCAAAAAGUACUUUCUAUCUGAGAAACCAGUCUCAUCGGAAAUCAUUCUUAUUUAUUGAACAUGACUGUACUUUAAAGGUUAAAACUGUCUGCUUGGAAAUUUGUGUUAAUCCCACCUGAUAUUGUCACGGCAUUAAACAAAAAUCUUGUGACUUUGAUGCACAACAACCAAAAAGAAAAAAAAAAGAUCAAACAGACCAAUUUUGAAAACUAUUUUUCCAUUCAUUUAUAUAGUCACAAAACUUUCCUAAAUGGAGUUUGGUCCGUGUUGAAAAAUAAUUUUUCAAAAGUAUGACAAAUAAUGGCUUUCAAAGAAAAUUGUGACAUUUAUUAAUUUAAAAUUUUCCGAGCUAAUUUUCAAGUGCUACGAAGGAUAAUCAUAACGUUUGUACAGCACUAUGUUUUAUGUGACGUCUAUGGCCACCUGCCUACAAAUCCCAGAAUCCUCAGGCAUUGUUUGUUUAGCCUGCACCCCGGCUGUUCUCUCUGUACAGGACUCUGCUCAACUGCCAGCUGUUAUUUAGUAAUAAUGCAUUGCUUACAUGCAUCCUUAAUUCUUUACAUCAAAAUGAAGUACACAUUCGGCUGAACCUACGCUGAGAGCCGGAAGGAGCAAAACAGGAACAUGAAAUGGAGAUAACCCGGGCCAGACCGUCGCUGUAUGGAGAAAUCGCUCAUGGCCUCGGAUUCUGGACGGACCGGUCAGCGGUGCACGAGGCUGCCGCGCAGGGCCGAGCCCUGCAGCUGCAGCAGCUAAUUGAGGCGGGCGCCGCCGUAAACAUUGUCGCAGUGGACUCCAUCACUCCGCUGCACGAGGCCUGCAUACAGGGUCAAACCCAGUGCGUCAGGCUGCUGCUGGCCGCUGGUGCACAGGUGGAUGCUCGGAACAUCGAUGGAAGCACCCCGCUGUGCGAUGCCUGCGCAGCCGGGAGCUUGGAUUGUGUCAAGCUGCUGUUGGAGUACGGAGCGACCGUCAACCCUCCACUCUUCACUUUCUCUCCUCUUCACGAGGCGUGCAUGGGAGGUAACUCAGACUGCGUUCAGCUGAUGAUCGACCGAGGCGCCUUCAUGGAGGCUCACGACUGUCACUAUGGAACGCCGCUUCAUGUGGCGUGUGCUAGGCAACACUUCGACUGCGCCAAAGUGCUGCUCGUUGCAGGAGCAAACGUGAACGCUUCCAAGCUCCACGAGACGGCCCUUCACCACGCCGCUAAGACCAAGAACACCGAUCUGAUAGAGCUGCUUGUGGAGUUCGGGGGGAGCGUUUUCGUUCGAGACAACCUGAACAAGAAGCCAAUCCACUACACCAGCCCGGGCUCUCCCUCCUACCGCUGCCUCGAGUUCUACGAAAAUACUCCCCUGAGCCUGCAGCAGCUCAGCAGACUGGCUUUGAGGAGGACUCUCGGCACAAGAGCACGCAAAGUCAUUUCGGAGCUGCUCUUGCCCAAGAGCAUCAUAAGAUUCCUCUCGUACAUGAAGCCUCUUGUCAUAGAAAUAUGACCCUGUCUGACAGACUUAAGCGUAAAUCUGUGGAGGAUGAAAUGUGGCAGGCAGUUGAGAAAGCAAAAAAAAAAAAAUAAUAAAAAAAUCUGGGCUGUAAAACUAGCCAGAUGUUUUAGAAACAGGCAGGCUGGUUGAAUCUGGAGUCUAAACACUCAAUUACCUUGUCUAAUAAACAAGUACAUCUCCUUAUUAAAGCAGUAUGAAACAGAGAUUUCCGUUGUGUUGGCCAGUUCAGACCUUUUCUUCAGAAAUGUGUAUGAAAUUACAGAAGAAGUCCUUGCACUUGUUACUACAGGCCACCUUCCUUCCAAUGUUACAGCUGUUGCUGUCACCUGGAAUCUGGUUUUUCAUGUUUCUUGGAUCCGCUUUCCACCGAAACAAUUAGCAGCACGGACUUUGGAGCACCACUACUCAUUUAGGUGGGGUGAAAUCUGCGUCUACUUCUCUGGUAAAUCAGAAAUAUAUUAGCUUGGGGAUCAUAGCGUACUGUGCUGACUUCUAGGAAACAAAAACUUCUUGGAAACUCUCUAUAGAGAGUCCUACGUAGAGGCAAACAUUGUAUGUUUUCCACUUUGUUCACUUUAUCUAACAUAUAUUCCAGUCCCCUAACAACAAAAAGACGAGGUCUUAGUACAGUGAAAUACAUACGUAGCUUUAUUUUUUUCUGGAAGUUUUAUUAAAGUCUUUGAUGAUAAACUGACUCUAAACAAAUGUAUUGUUCCAUUAUUAGCACUGUAUAAUUGUGUGUACUUGUAUAUAUUCUGUAACUAUAUUUAUUUUUUAUGUAAAUAUGUAAAUAUUACAGAUGGUCAUACCUCUAUCAAGUUCAUGGAAAUAAAAGAAAACAAAAUUGCUAUAUU
This is a messenger RNA of Gambusia affinis (western mosquitofish), 3120 nucleotides long. RefSeq names its product ankyrin repeat and SOCS box protein 13-like. Gene Ontology annotation, molecular function: protein binding. Bases 1388 to 2257 code for a protein of 289 amino acids. The transcript is spliced from 6 exons. Lineage: Eukaryota; Metazoa; Chordata; Actinopteri; Cyprinodontiformes; Poeciliidae. Gene Ontology annotation, biological process: protein ubiquitination; positive regulation of protein catabolic process. The record is from RefSeq and is a predicted model, not a curated record.